Molecule: messenger RNA, 766 nt
Organism: Teleopsis dalmanni
Lineage: Eukaryota; Metazoa; Arthropoda; Insecta; Diptera; Diopsidae
Product: uridine 5'-monophosphate synthase-like
Exons: 2
Biological process (GO): 'de novo' pyrimidine nucleobase biosynthetic process; 'de novo' UMP biosynthetic process
Molecular function (GO): orotate phosphoribosyltransferase activity; orotidine-5'-phosphate decarboxylase activity
Source: RefSeq, a predicted model, not a curated record
AUUGCUAAACAUUCUGUGCGUAUGCACUCACUAUUCACGUUAUCGUUUUUACUGAACACUUUGCUUGAAGCUGGAAAAAUUGAACGAGACACCGUGGAUGCGGUAGCAAAAUAUAUAGCGGCAUGUCAGAUCAAUAGCGAUGGAACUUUUGCAAACGACAAGCCACAAGUUGUUAAUGAUUUUGUUCGCACAAGAAUGCCUUACGAAAGUCGUGCCAACUUGGCUAAGUGUGAACUAGCAAAGCAACUCUUCCUUUUGAUGUCCACCAAGAAGACGAAUUUAUGCUUGGCAGCCGAUUUAACAAAAUGUGAGGAAAUUUUGGAUGUUGCCGAGAAAUGUGGGCCAUAUAUAUGUGUGCUUAAAACACAUAUAGAUAUAGUAGAAGAUUUUAGUCAGGAUUUGAUAAGGCAACUUCAAAAUUUGGCAAAGAAACACAAUUUCUUAAUAAUGGAAGAUCGUAAGUUUGCUGAUAUAGCCAAUACAGUGUCACAUCAAUACAGAGAUGGUAUAUAUAGAAUCUCUGAAUGGGCUGAUUUAGUAACAGCGCAUUCUUUGUCUGGUAGAAGCAUAUUAGUUGGACUUAAAGCUGGUGUCACUACGGCGGAUAGUAAAAAUCGUGGUGUUUUUCUUUUGGGAGAAAUGUCUGCACCAGGAAACUUGAUUGAUGACAAAUAUAAGGAAACAACAAGCAAAAUUGCAACGGAAGGCAGUUUUGUUGACUUCGUGGCUGGAGUUGUUUGCCAGUCAAAAGAAUGUUUUUCGUUUC